Messenger RNA from Gymnodraco acuticeps, 2777 nucleotides. RefSeq names its product eukaryotic translation initiation factor 4E type 3-like. Bases 346 to 1002 code for a protein of 218 amino acids. Gene Ontology annotation, biological process: translational initiation. Lineage: Eukaryota; Metazoa; Chordata; Actinopteri; Perciformes; Bathydraconidae. The transcript is spliced from 7 exons. Gene Ontology annotation, molecular function: RNA 7-methylguanosine cap binding; translation initiation factor activity. The record is from RefSeq and is a predicted model, not a curated record. Gene Ontology annotation, cellular component: eukaryotic translation initiation factor 4F complex.
GUUUGUCUGAGAUCAACAAAGCAUUUGAUUUGAAUGCCCUCACAUAACCGGAAUAUAAGUCUUCAUUGAAAUAGUGUUUAUUAUUAUAGCACUAUAUGUAGUUUCAAUUAAAGUAUCUGUGGACUUCAGUGACAGAAACUUCUGGGUCUCUCACAGAUCACGGUCAGCGAGCGUCAUCGCUUCUCUGUUGUGACGGUGCAAACCGGUGGAGCGUCCAAUGAUUCAACAGCUGAUCGGGGUUAAUUUUACCCUACCAACCUAUAUAUAUAACGACAGCCCGGGUGAAACAUCUGCACAAGAGACCGGCUAGUUUUUACGAAGUCUUUCGGGUUUAAAGAGGAAACAAUGGCAGUUCCUGUAGCUGCAUUACAACUGAGCACACCAUCCAGCCCCAGUCUGCUGGAGCACAACAUUCACAACAACAACAAAGAUUUAGGGAGGAUUUUAAGGGACAAUGACAACGACACUCUGCCUUUACAUUCUUCUUGGACCUUCUGGCUUGAUAGAUCUCUCCCAGGAACUACAGCAGCUGAAUGUGAGUCAAACUUGAAGAAAAUCUACACCGUAGAGACCGUCCAGAACUUUUGGAGAGUUUACAACAACAUACCCAGCGUCUCCAGCUUGCCAAUGAGAUGUAGCUAUCAUCUGAUGAGAGGAGAAAGAAAACCACUCUGGGAGGAAGAAAGCAAUGCUAAAGGUGGUGUCUGGAAGAUGAAAGUACCCAAGGAAUGCACUCCUGUUGUGUGGAAGGAGUUGCUUUUGGCUAUUAUUGGAGAGCAGUUCAGUGAUUAUUGUCCCUCAGAUGAUGAAGUAGUGGGUGUCAGCGUCAGCGUAAGAGACAGAGAAGAUGUGUUUCAGGUCUGGAACGGAAACGCUUCUUGUGCUAACGAUUCAAACAUCUUAAGCAGGAUCAAUGAGCUCCUUCCCAAUAUCCCUUUUAAAGCUGUGUUUUACAAACCACACGAGGAGCACCACGCUUUUGAAGGAGGGCGAAGACGUUAGGGUAUUUUGCACAUCACAGCCCAUGAGACGUACACUUAUUUUGGAUGUUUUGGAUCAUAUUUGCUCACAUAUUGAAGCAAUAGAGUUUAUAGUUGCUUCAUCUCGAUCAUCUUGAUUACCUCAAAAUGGAGCCCAUGGUUUAUGAUUCUCAAUCACUACUGUCAUAGAAUUAUCCAAAAUAUUUUCACUUUAGUCAAAAGAAAAAAAAGAUGUUACCUUGACUUGUAUCUGUAGCAGUGUUUGUGUGUUUUUAUACUUUGCAAAUCUUUAAUCAAAACAGCAGAUCAUGUACAUGUCGGACAUUUUUAGAUGUAUUUUAGCAUAUUUAGUUUUGUUUCAUGAGCACAAAGCUAGGUCUCUUUGGAUCUAAAAGAAGGCAAAGCAAACCUUUUACAAUACAUUUAAGGCUUUUCUAGUGAGUUUAUCAGUGUUUUAUACGUUACAGCCAAAAAACGUUUGCCUAUCAUAAAUACUUUGUAUGCUCUAAUACUGAUAUUUGAGCAGAAAAUUGCACAUUCUUUAUUGACUUUUUUAGGAUACGAGCGGAUUGUUUAAAGGAAUUUGUUCCUGAUACAAUAAAAUGACCUCAGUACACAAAUCACGAGUAGAUGCUGAGACAUAUAUGCAAUCAUUUCUAUUCUGUAGAUUUCGCAGCAGUUUUGCUGUGUCUUGGUUGUAAUUUUGUUUAAGCAUCUGUCUCAAGUCAAGCACUUUGUUUCUAACUGUGUGUGUGUGUGUGUUGAAAUAACUGAGACCAAACCCACUCUGGUUUAUGUCACCUUAUCUGAGCAAAUGUAAAGCCGUUUAUUUGUUCUGCUUUUAAUAGUAACUAGAGAUGUGUAGACAACAUGUGUUUUUUAUGUAUUCAUAUGACCUGUGUUAAAAUGGAAUAUGUGAAGCCUAACCCUUGUAGAUAAUACUGGCCCUAGGAAAAAUGUGAACAUGCACAUGACCCAGAAAAAUACAUCACAUGCAGGGACAUCAGAAGAAAAAAAGAUGUUGCUCUUAAUCUUACUCCUAGAGGGACUGCUUGAAGCAUAUUUUAGUGUAUUAGUACAAACUGUAUGUGUUUGGUGAAGUAAUGCAACCACUGCAUCAGGGUCAAAUCUGUACGAAAGCUACUCAGAGAUGAAUAUUCACUAUGUCACCAAGACACAUCUCAGUGUCUCUGAUAACCAUAGCUUUUAAGAUUUAUUUCAGUGGUGAUGUAAAAGACUGUUUUUGUAUUAUUGAAUCCUAAUUAUAUUCGGGAAAUGUUGAACCAUUGUACAUCUCACCAAAGGCACCUCUUCUGUGUUUGUUUGAGAAGAGGGGGUCAGAUUGAAUAUUGUAGGCUGCAAAGAGCAGAGCUGAUUCUUUCGAGUACUGUACUACCUAGACAUUUGAAGUAAUUGUCUAUGUUGCAAUGAAACACUGCUGCUGUGAUUUUAUCAAUCUAAUCAAAUGUUAAAGUAUUUAUGAUGAUGCUGUCUUGCCUUGGAUCCUCUUCUAAAGAAUAUUGACAGGAGAAGUUAGUUUCCAGACCACCGACUUGGCCAAAUUUGUGUUGGUGUCAUAUAAGCACAUAUUGCAGGAUAAGAGAAUACUUAUGUACCCUUGCACAUAAUGUUGACCACUCACUUCAGUCCUCAGACUUUGUAACUGAUUGUUGAUCUUGGAUGGUGCCUUGUGUUUACCAGAAGUUAAGAAUGUCUUCUGUGUUCAGCUUGUGAAAUUAUCACGUUUCUCUGUUAGUUUUACACGUGUUUGAGAAAUAAAGAUGCCUAAACGUUCAA